Messenger RNA from Chaetomium globosum CBS 148.51, 1248 nucleotides. RefSeq lists its product as uncharacterized. Bases 1 to 1248 code for a protein of 415 amino acids. The record is from RefSeq and is a predicted model, not a curated record. The transcript has 2 exons. NCBI's taxonomy places the organism in Eukaryota, Fungi, Ascomycota, Sordariomycetes, Sordariales, Chaetomiaceae.
AUGGACCAAGACCAGUUUGGCGGCCGCACCGACGACGACUUGUUUUCUGACGACAUCGAGCCGGUCGAGGAACAAGAAGAGACAAUCAGUGUGCCGGAACCUGCUCCGGUCUCUACUCGCGAUGCUCCGGCGCAGCCCGAACAAGCACCGGCGCCUGCGGUAGUCAAACCAGCACCCGCUCGGCCGCCUCAACCCGCAAAGUCGUCGCUAGCACAAUCCCGCCACGCUCCCCGGCCCGACAACAGUCCUCCCCAUUCCACCCAGAAACACAACAAUAACAACAAAAAUCACAAGAAGGCCAGAUCGCCCAAACCACCACCGAGCGCCACAACCAGCGAUACUCCUUCCACCCAAGAAAGCCCCGCCACCCCGGCCUCAACCGACGCCAGCACCCCAACUCCAACCGCGACCAACAACACCACCAGCUCCACCAGCACCCCACAACCUCCACCAACAACAACAACAACAACAACAACCGGCAGCAACAAUACCGCCUCGGCGGUCUCGCACGCGCGCCUCAACUCGGGCGCCAACCCGCGCACCAAACUCACCGAGACCGAGGACUCUGCGCGCAUGGAAAAGAUGCGCCUGCUAAAGAAGCGCCGCCGUCGCAAGCCGGAGGACCCCGCCCCGUCGUCGCGUGGCGGAGGAGGAGCGCAAGAUGUCGAGGAGGAGAGGGCAAGAAAUAGGGAGCGGAAGUUGAAGGCGAUGGAUAUGAAGGAGGGGUGGUGGGAUGCGGGGAAGGAGGAGAGGGAGAGGGAGGGGGAGGGGAGGGCGUUCAAGGGCGGUGCGCAUGGGGGGGUUAGGGGGGUGAGGUCGGGUGGUGCGGGCGGUGGUGGUAGUGGUGGGGGGUUGGGGGGGAAGCCGGUUUUCGGUCAAGCGCCGGUGGAUGAGGGCGGGGAGUAUGAUGGGUUUGGACUGAGGGGAAGGGGUGGCGGUAAUAGGGCACGGGGUGGUAGAGGAAGAGGCGGGAGGGGAGGUGGCCGAGCGCUGUUUGACGAGCGCGAGGGCGAGUAUAAUCGCGACCAGGGCCGUCGGCAGGAGGGGCCUGCUCCGGCACCGCCUCCGCCUAAGAAGGCGGACUUGAAGAAGGAGGACUUCCCUGCCUUGCCUUCAUCGUCCACGACACCCCCUAAGAAGGUCGACACCGCGUGGGUUGCGAAACCCAGCGUCAUAGAAUAUCCGGUGUCGUCACCUAUCGGCAAGUGGGAUGAGGAGGUGGCUGCCACGCUCGACAACCCAUCCUAG